AUGGACUUGUUGUCCGGGACGUAUAUAUUUGCGGUUCUGUUAGCAUGUGUCGUGUUUCAGUCUGGCGCCCAGGAGAAGAACUACACCAUUCGGGAAGAAAUGCCAGAAAACGUCCUCAUAGGCGACUUGCUGAAAGACCUCAACUUGUCGCUAAUUCCAGACAAGUCUUUAACAACUCCUAUGCAGUUCAAGUUGGUAUACAAGACUGGAGAUGUGCCACUGAUUCGAAUUGAAGAGGGCACAGGUGAGAUCUUCACUACUGGAGCUCGCAUUGAUCGUGAGAAAUUGUGUGCUGGCAUCAUAGUGGACACCCGUUGCUUUUAUGAAGUGGAGGUUGCUGUUCUGCCGGAUGAAAUAUUUAGAUUGGUGAAAAUACGUUUUCUGAUAGAAGACAUAAAUGAUAAUGCACCAUUAUUCCCUGCAACGGUUAUCAACAUAUCAAUUCCAGAGAACUCGGCUAUAAACUCUCGAUAUGCUCUCCCAGCGGCCAUUGAUCCAGACACAGGAAUAAACGGAGUUCAAAACUACCAACUAAUUAAGGGUCAAAAUAUUUUUGGGCUUGAUAUCAUUGAAACGCCAGAAGGAGAAAAGAUGCCACAACUAAUAGUUCAAAAGGAGUUAGAUAGGGAAGAGAAAGAUACAUAUGUAAUGAAAGUAAAGGUUGAAGAUGGUGGCUUCCCUCAAAGAUCCAGUACUGCUAUUUUGCAAGUCAGUGUUGCUGAUACAAAUGACAACCAUCCAGUUUUUAAGGAGGAUGAGAUUGAAGUCAGUAUACCAGAAAAUGCUCCUGUAGGUUCUUCAGUAACACAGCUCCAUGCCACAGAUGCUGAUAUAGGUGAAAAUGCCAGGAUUCAUUUCUAUUUCAGCAAUCUUGUCUCCAGCAUGGCCAAGAGGCUAUUUCACCUCAACUCUACCACUGGACUUAUCACAGUAAAAGAACCACUGGAUAGGGAGGAAUCUCCAAACCACAAGUUACUGGUUUUGGCAAGUGAUGGUGGACUGAUGCCAGCAAGAGCAAUGGUGCUAGUAAAUGUUACUGAUGUCAAUGAUAAUGUUCCAUUGAUUGACAUAAGAUACAUCAUCAAUCCAAUCAAUGGCACUGUGGUUCUUUCAGAAAAUGCUCCUCUCAACACCAAAAUUGCUCUCAUAACUGUGACAGAUAAGGAUGCUGACCAUAAUGGUAGGGUGACAUGCUUUACAGAUCAUGAAGUCCCUUUCAGAUUAAGGCCAGUGUUCAGUAAUCAGUUCCUCCUAGAGACUGCUGCAUAUCUUGACUAUGAGUCCACAAGAGAAUAUGCCAUUAAAUUACUGGCCGCAGAUGCUGGCAAACCUCCUUUGAAUCAAUCAUCCAUGCUCCUCAUCAAAUUAAAAGAUGAAAAUGACAAUGCUCCAGUUUUCACUCAGCCUUUCAUAAGUCUUUCUGUUCCUGAGAAUAACUCUCCUGGUACCCAGUUGACAAAAAUAAGUGCAACAGAUGCAGACACUGGGCGUAAUGCUGAGAUACAUUACCUGCUAGGCAUUGAUGCUCCAUCUGAAUUCAACCUGGAUCAUCGUACAGGCAUUCUGACUGCAGUGAAGAAAUUGGAUAGAGAAAAACAGGAAAAAUAUUCAUUCACAGUUCUGGCAAAAGAUAAUGGGAUGCCAUCUUUAAUAACCAAUGCCACAGUCUUAGUGACCAUUCUUGAUCAGAAUGACAACAGUCCAAUUUUCACUCACAAUGAGUACAACUUCUAUGUCCCAGAAAACCUUCCAAGACAUGGCACAGUAGGACUAAUCACUGUAACUGAUCCUGAUUAUGGAGAAAAUUCUGCAGUAACUCUCUCCAUUUUAGAUGCAAAUGAUGACUUCACAAUUGAUCCACAGACUGGUGUCAUCCAACCGAAUAUUUCAUUUGAUAGAGAAAAACAAGAAUCUUAUACUUUCAAUGUAAAGGCUCAGGAUGGUGGUAGGGUAUCACAUUCUUCAACUGCCAAAGUCACUAUAAACGUGGUUGAUGUCAAUGACAAUAAACCAGUUUUUGUUGUCCCUCCUUCCAACUACUCCUUUGAAUUGGUUCCACCAUCUGCUAAUCCAGGCACAGUGGUCUUCACAGUAGUUGCUAUUGACAAUGACACUGGAAUGAAUGCAGAGCUUCGUUACAACAUUGUAGGAGGAAACACAAAAGGUCUGUUUAUGAUUGACCAAACAACAGGCAACAUUACACUGAAGGAGAAAUGUGUCCUUGCAGAUCUUGGUUUACACAAACUGAUAGUCAAAGCCAAGGAUUUAGGGCAACCUGAUUCUCUCUUCAGUGUCAUAAAUGUUAAUCUAUUUGUGAAUGAGUCGAUGACCAAUGCUACAUUAAUUUAUGAAUUGGUGCGCAGAAACAUUGAAACACCAGUGACCCAAAAUGUUGAGACAACUGAUACAUCCUCACCAUCAAGUGACUAUGUCAAGAUCGUGGUUGCCAUUGUUGCUGGCACCAUAACUGUCAUUCUUGUUAUUUUCAUCACUGCUGUAGUAAGAUGCCGCCAAUCACCACACUUUAAGGCUGCUCAGAAAAACAAGCAGAAUUCUGAAUGGGUUACUCCAAACCCUGAAAACAGGCAGAUGAUAAUAAUGAAGAAAAAGAAGAAGAAGCAUACCCCUAAGAACUUACUGCUUAACUUUGUCACUAUUGAAGAAGCUAAGGCAGACAAUGCUGACAAUGAUACAAACACCGUCACACUAGACCUUCCCAUUGAACUGGAAGAGCAAGCCAUGGGCAAGUGCAACUGGGGUGCUACACCUACUACUUUCAAGCCUGACAGCCCUGAUUUGGCCCAGCACUACAAAUCUGCCUCUCCACAGCCUGCUUUCCAGAUCCAGCCAGAAACUCCCCUAAAUUCAAAGCACCACAUCAUCCAGGAACUGCCUCUCGAUAACACCUUUGUGGGUUGUGAUUCCAUCUCCAAGUGUUCUUCCAGUAGUUCUGAUCCCUACAGUGUUUCUGAGUGCAGCUUUCCAGUGACAACUUUCAAGACCCCUGUGUCUGUACACACCAGACUGCCAAUGAAGGAAGUUGUACGACCUCAAACACCCAUGAAAGAAACAACUACUGUGGAGAUCUGGACUCAUCCCCAACCACAGCGGAAAUCCGAGGGGAAAAGGACAAUAAAGUCCCAGCGGCGUGUCACAUUUCACCUACCAGAAGGCUCUCAAGAAAGCAGCAGUGAUGGUGGACUGGGAGACCAUGAUGCAGGCAGCCUUCCCAGCGCAUCCCAUGCCCUGCCCCUGGGCUAUCCUCAGGAGGAGUACUUUGACCAUGCUGCAAACAACAACCGCACUGAAGGGGAUGGCAACUCUGAUCCUGAAUCCACUUUCAUUCCUGGACUAAAGAAAGCUGCAGAAAUAACUAUUCAACCUACUGUGGAAGAGGCCUCUGACAACUGCACUCAAGAAUGUCUCAUCUUGGGCCACUCUGAUGCCUGCUGGAUGCCAGCUUCUCUGAUGCAUUCCAACCCUUCACAGGCACAGGCCUCUGCUAUAUGCCACAGCCCUCCCCCAACACAGACAACGCUUCGCCGACGCAACCCUCUGGUGACACAGACAGUUGCUCUCUGCCACAGCCCUCCAAUGGCUCAGGCUGUAGCACUAUGCCACAGCCCUCCACCAGCACAGACCUCUGCUCUCCACCACAGCCCACCUCUAGCACAGGCUCUUUGCCACAGCCCUCUACCAGCACAGGCCUCAGCCCUUUACUACAGCCCUCCCCUGGCACAGGCUGCUGCAAUCCACUGCAGUCCUCCUCUGCCACAGCCUGCUGCCCUUCAUCGCAGCCUUGCGCAACCACCAAUGGGUCUGCAGCAGGGUUGGGGGCAAGGUGCUGGCCCUGAAGGACUACUUUCUCUUGACCAAGGAGCACAAGGUAGUACAAGAUCUAAUUUUUAUGCCAUGUCUAAAAGACUUCAUCCUAGUGAUGAUUCGAUUAAAAUCAUUCCCUUGACAACCUUCACUCCAGGCCAACAGGCUAGACCCUCUAGGUGUGAUUCUCCCAUUAUGGAAGAACAUCCCUUAUAA
Molecule: messenger RNA, 4038 nt
Organism: Budorcas taxicolor (takin)
Lineage: Eukaryota; Metazoa; Chordata; Mammalia; Artiodactyla; Bovidae
Gene: PCDH11X
Product: protocadherin 11 X-linked
Exons: 7
Coding region: 1-4038 (1345 amino acids)
Biological process (GO): homophilic cell-cell adhesion
Cellular component (GO): plasma membrane
Molecular function (GO): calcium ion binding
Source: RefSeq, a predicted model, not a curated record